AUGAUAAGAUUUCGAUCAUAUUUAUUAUCGUUUCGUUCAUUAUUCUAUCAACGAUAUUAUUCAUCAUCUCAAAUUCAUGAUGUUUAUAUAUAUAAUUCAACAAAUAAAUCCAUGGAAAAAUUUGAACCAAAAUAUCCUGGAACAAUAUUUUGGUAUUCUUGUGGUCCAACAGUUUAUGAUAGUUCUCAUAUAGGUCAUGCAAGUACAUAUGUUACAUCUGAUAUAAUACAUCGAAUAUUAAAACAUGUAUUUAAUUAUAAUAUUGUUCUUAUGAUGGGUAUAACUGAUAUUGAUGAUAAAAUAAUUCAUCGUAGUCAAAAGGAAAAUGUUCAUUAUUUAGAAAUAUCAAAAAAAUAUGAACAAGAAUUUAUUGAUGAUAUGUUAAAACUUAAUGUGCAACCACCAACAUUAUAUGCACGUGUAUCAGAUCAUAUACCAUUAAUUAUUAAUUUUAUACAAAAAUUAAUUGAUAAAAGAUUUGCUUAUGCAUGUCCAUCGGGUUCAGUUUAUUUUGAUAUGAAUUAUUAUGGUGAAAAAAAUGAAUAUAAACAUCAUCGUAUGAAUGAACAAGGUUUAUCAUCAUUAGAAGGUGAUAUUCUUAAUGAAAAACGAAAUAUUCGAGAUUUUGCAUUAUGGAAAGGACGAGAUAAAACAAGUAAUGAAUUAAAAUUUCAAUCACCAUGGGGUUAUGGAAGACCUGGUUGGCAUAUUGAAUGUUCUGUAAUGGCUAGUCGAACAUUUGGAUCUCAUCUUGAUAUACAUUCUGGUGGUUUAGAUCUUGUUUUUCCUCAUCAUGCUAAUGAAAUACUUCAAUCAACAGCUUAUCAUGGAAAUAAAACAUGGGUUAAAUAUUGGUUACAUACAGGUUUAUUAAAUACGAAAUCAAUGGAUGAAAAAAUGUCAAAAUCAUUAAAUAAUACAAUACUUAUUCGUGAUAUGCUUAAAACAUAUACAUCAACCCAAUUUCGUUUAUUUUGUUUAAUGCAUGAUUAUCGUUCACCAAGGUCUUUUGAAUCAGCUGCUAUUCAACAAGCAUUAUUUGUUGAUAAAUUAUUUAAAGCAUUUUUUGAUACAGUUCAAGCUUGUCAAAAAGGUCUUGUUGAUAUAUCAUCUUUAUCUGAAGCUGAAACUAUAACAAGAAUAAGAAAUGCACAUGAAGAAAUCAUUGAUGUUUUAGCAAAUAAUUUUGAUACACCAUCAGCAAUGAGUCGUUUACAAGAAUUAGUUCAUUGGAUUAAUUCACAUAUGAAUUAUGACAUACGUGACAAUGAGAAUAUAAUAAAUAACAUUCCAACAUGUGCAUUAUUUCUAGCUGUUGAUUUUAUUCAAUCAUGGCUCGAAAUAUUUGGUAUAGAUAUGAGUUUAUCUGGUCAUGAAAAUCAAAAUGUGUCAUCCGAUCGUAUUUUAUUAGAAAAUGUUAUUGAAAAAAGUGUUCAAUUUCGUACUAAUAUACGUGAUAUAUGUCGUCGUCGAUCAUUAACAGAUGAAGAAAAUCCAAAAAAAUUAUUACUUGAACAAUGUGAUGAUUAUCGUUCACAAAUGAAAUAUCUUGGUGUUGAAAUAAAAGAUCGACAUCAAGGUUCAACAUGGUCAUUUAAAAAAUAA
Rotaria sordida is the source of this 1605-nucleotide messenger RNA. Lineage: Eukaryota; Metazoa; Rotifera; Eurotatoria; Philodinida; Philodinidae. The record is from the annotation of a GenBank genome assembly.